Molecule: messenger RNA, 5473 nt
Organism: Sebastes umbrosus (honeycomb rockfish)
Lineage: Eukaryota; Metazoa; Chordata; Actinopteri; Perciformes; Sebastidae
Product: protein kinase C-binding protein 1-like
Exons: 20
Coding region: 962-4420 (1152 amino acids)
Biological process (GO): regulation of DNA-templated transcription
Molecular function (GO): protein binding
Source: RefSeq, a predicted model, not a curated record
UACUCUGUUUUUUUUUCUUUCUGUUUUACACAUAAAACAGAAAUGUCAUUGACACAUAAGAUACAGAUUUAAAAAAAAAAACAGUUUUUCUAUCUUUAUAAGACACAAAGACAAGGUGUAUGAGGAAGCUGUCUGUUGCCAGUAUAUAUAAUUUUUCCGAGCACUGACUGACUGUACAUUGUGUUACAUAAUGUAUCCUCGUUUUAGCUGUCUCAACUGCGUGGGGGGAAACAAAGAAUGCCUUCUUUCUCUUGUGGCCUGACUCGAGGCGUGUUUCAUCUACACGACAGCCAGAAAAUAGUAACGUUACAAUCAGUGUUUCCUCUUAAGACUGAUUCCCUCUCUCCGUAAAACCAAAACCAGAAGUUAAUUUUUUACUACUGAAUAUUAAUGAGUUACUCCACAGUGCUUGAUUGAGCCUGUACUAUAUAUACAGGCUACAUUGUUGGUAAGAAAUGUGUAAUGUUGGGACGAAUCGCGUGGGCCUCCUUCUGAGGCAACGUAGGACGGCAAAGGUUGAAUAGCAGAGCAACUGAGUUAUGCAUCACAGCCACAAAUAUAAUCUCCCAAAGGGCCUUUUUUUUUUCAAAUCCCCUCUGGUUUAUACUGUCAUAAUCAAGAAGGGCAAGCUAAACUGGAGGAAUAUAAACCGUCUAAUGCAGGGGGAAAUCUCUGCAUUGCAGCAAAAAAAAAAUGCUUUUUAAGAGGAAGAGGGGAGCCGGCACACUGUGAUCCGUGUGGCAGCGCACGGCUGACCAAUAAUGUUCCACCCUGUUGGCCCUCCAGCCAAUUGCAGCUGCAGUUGAGGUUAAAGAUUGACAAUCAGAGGGAGAGCAGCGGGGAGAGCAAGGGGCCUUCUGGAAAAUUCCACAGCCAUCUUUGAUUCACCCUUUACAGCCUUAUAUAAAAAUCCAGUCUGGCUGAGGAGGAGGUAAAGACGGAGUCUGAUGUGGUAGAGGGGAUGGAUGCACCCGUACGAUCCAAAGUCCCUGAUCCACCGGGGUUAGCAGAACGACCAGCGGCACCACAGAAGAGAAAGGUGUCCAGUCCCACCCAUUCCUCCAAUGGACAUUCUCCCUCGGACACCUCCCCCAGCCCUGUUAAGAAAAAGAAGAAGCCCGGGGCCAUCAACUCUAACAACAAAGACCAGUCAGAGCUAAGACAUGGUCCCUUUUACUAUAUGAAGCAGCCAGCACUCACCACAGACCCUGUUGAUGUUGUACCGCAGGACGGCAGGAAUGACUUCUACUGCUGGCUGUGCCACCGCGAGGGCCAGGUGCUCUGCUGUGAGCUCUGCCCCAGGGUGUACCACGCCAAGUGCCUCAAACUACCAGCUGAGCCCGAGGGCGACUGGUUCUGUCCAGAGUGUGAGAAAAUAACAGUUGCUGAAUGCAUUGAAACCCAGAGCAAGGCAAUGACGAUGCUGACAAUAGACCAACUCUCCUACUUGCUCAAAUUUGCACUCCAAAAGAUUAAACAGCCCGGGACCGAGCCUUUUCAGAAGCCUGUGGCUCUGGAACAGCACCCGGAUUAUGCAGAGUACAUUUUCCACGCCAUGGACCUGUGUACUUUAGAGAAGAAUAUCAAAAAGAAAAUGUUUGGCUGCACUGAAGCCUUUCUUGCUGACAUGAAAUGGAUCUUGCACAACUGCAUCAUCUACAACGGAGGUAAUCACAAAUUAACAGCAACUGCAAAAGUCAUCGUCAAGAUUUGUGAACAUGAGAUGAAUGAGAUUGAGGUGUGUCCAGAGUGCUACCUGUCUUCAUGCCAAAAAAGGGACAACUGGUUCUGUGAGCCAUGUAGUCAACCCCACCCUCUGGUCUGGGCCAAGCUAAAGGGCUUCCCCUUCUGGCCAGCAAAAGCACUUCGAGAAAAGGACGGGCAGGUAGACGCACGCUUCUUUGGGCAACAUGACAGGGCCUGGGUUCCCAUCAACAACUGCUACCUCAUGUCCAAAGAGAUCCCUUUCUCUGUAAAGAAGACAAAGAGCAUUUUCAACAGUGCCAUGCAAGAGAUGGAAGUCUACGUGGAGAACAUUCGCAAGAAAUUUGGGGUCUUCAACUAUGCACCCUUCCGCACUCCCUUCACACCCAACAACCAGCUACAGAUGCUACUAGACCCCUCCAACCCCGGCGCUGGGACAGUGAAAACAGAGAAACUGGACAAACUUCGCUUCAACUUUGAUAUAACCGCGUCUCCUAAGAUGGUCCUCGGCAAGAGUUCCACGCCCAGUGGCAUGACUCGGAGGGUCUCAAUGACAGACAUGCCUCGAUCUCCCAUGAGCACCAGCUCCUCGGUUCACACAGGGUCCGAUGGGGAGCAGGAUAUGGAGAAGGCCAGCAGGAAUCCUGCCUUCCACUACAGCACUGGAGAGGAAUCAAUGGACUGUACUGCAUCUCCUGUCUCUGGGAAGAUGGGUCCUGCAGGCAGCCCGAAGCCCUUUAACCCUGGACUGGUGCCCAAGCAGGAGAGGACUGCAGGCACAGGAGGCAUCCUCAAUCUCAACCUGGAUCGGGUGAAGGCUGAAAUGGAUCUGAAGGAGCUGAGCGAGACCGUGCAACAACAACAGCAGCAACAUCAGCAACAACAGGGAGCGUCGGCUUCCCUCCCCACCCCAAAGAGACUCAUCAGGAGCCUGGACAAGACUAUUGAGAGCUGCAAGGCACAGCUCGGGAUAGAUGAGAUCUCUGAAGAUGUGUAUAAAGGGGUGGAUCACAGCGACACUGACGACUCUGAGAAAUCUGACUCAAGUGACAGCGAGUAUCUCAGCGACGAGGAUCACAAGCCAAAGAGCUCUGCCCAGGACGACAAGGACAAAGCAGAGAGAAAAAGGCCCAAAGCAAGCACGGAGGGAGAGAAUAAGGAGGGCGUUACAGGGACAGCGGAUAAAGCCACCUCUGAACCCCUGCUCAAAGACAAGCAGGGUACCAAUGGCCCUGAUAGGGACCUCCAGGACAAGCCCAGAAAGCCCCAGUCUCAGCCCCUCACUGACAAACCCAAAGCCCCAGAGGAGGGCAGAGCAGCUGCUGCAACAUCAGCAGCUGAGCAGGACUCUGAUUCUGAAAGAGAGCUGGUGAUCGACCUGGGAGACGAACAUGGAGGUCGUGACUCAAAGAGGGCGAGAAGAGAGCCGGGAGCUUCUGCUGCCAAAACUCCCAAAGAGCCUAAAAUUGCCAAGGUGGAAGGUAAACUGUCUUCAUCUGCUGCAGCAGCAACUCCAUCACGGGACUCGCCCUCUAACCUGAGAGAUGCUUUGCAACCCUCCAUCACAGCGGCCCUCAACCUUGUUUCCACCGCAGCUUCUGGUCUGCCUAGUUCCACCACAACUACCGGAGGAUCCACCGGUGCUCCCUCUCCUGCCUCCACCUCGGUCUCCGCAACAUCCCCAGUACCUGCAGCCAUAAAGAAACAGCGCCCUCUACUGCCUAAAGAGACGGCUCAGGCCGUGCAACGAGCAGUGGUUUGGAAUCCAACCAAAUUCCAGACGUCCUCUCAGAAGUGGCACAUGCAGAAGGUGCAGAGGCAGCAGCAGCAAGGAGAGCAGUCGCCAGUGCAGACGCCGGCCCAGACGCCGACCCAGACGCCGGCCCAGACGCCGGCCCAGAGUCCGGGGCAGACACGCAGCCCUCAGCAGCUGCAGUCACAACAGCAGAACUCCUCCUCAAGUACCCGCUAUCAGACCAGACAAGCAGCCAAGGUGCAAAAAGACGUGCCUCAGAGUACUUCCUCAUCGACAGCAGCCCAGGUCACAUCUGGCAGCUCCUCUUCCUUCAUGUCAGGAGACUUGCAGAUCCCUACAGGCUCAGCAGAGGUGGCUGCAGAUAUAGCCAAGUACACAAACAAAAUUAUGGACACAAUAAAAGGGACAAUGACUGAAAUCUACAAUGAUCUUUCCAAAAGCACAUCAGGAAACACAAUUGCAGAGAUUCGACGGUUAAGGAUAGAGAUUGAGAAACUCCAGUGGCUGCAUCAGCAAGAGUUGUCGGAGAUGAAGCACAAUCUCGAACUGACGAUGGCAGAGAUGAGGCAGAGUCUGGAGCAGGAAAGAGAACGGCUGGUGGCCGAGGUGAAAAAGCAGACGGAGGUGGAAAAGCAGCAGGCAGUGGACGAGACCAAAAAGAAACAGUGGUGCGCUAACUGCAGGAAGGAGGCCAUCUUCUACUGCUGCUGGAAUACCAGUUACUGUGAUUACCCCUGCCAGCAAGCCCACUGGCCAGAACACAUGAAGUCCUGCACACAGUCAGCCACAGCAUCGCAGCAGGAACCAGAAGCAGAGUCCAACUCAGACCCUUCAGUCAAAUCAUCAAGCCACUCUCCUGCCACACAGCCCCCUCCCUCAGGAGCAGGAUCCAUAUCAGACAAAAGCAACUCUCCCACAUACAUUGACAAGAGCAAGGACAGUGGCGUUACUGUGACCUAACUGCUACACUACAGAUAUUCUCGCACAUUUUGCAAGGCCGCUGUGGGGCUUGUCGCGUCAGACAUGUGACGGCAAACUUGGUGCUCGAAGGCCUGCACCUCUGUGACAAAUCACUUUGAUUUUUUUUUUCCAUUCCCAUGUGUACAUCUGCUCGGUGGACAUUUUUCUUUUUGGUUCAUUUCUCAUUCGCAGUUUCCACAAGUCCGUGUUCAGGUGGAUUCACCAUGUGAAAGUAGUCUGUCUUGAGAAAUAAAAACGUGAGGUUCUAUGUUUUCAUACUGUAGUUUUGUUAUAGCUUGGUUACCACUUUGUUUCAAGUCUGAAUAAGAUUGUAUCAACCCACAGAAUAUUUACACUUUUCAAAGCUGCUCUUAAGUAACUUAUGGCUGUUUUUAUUUUGUUGACUUAUCUCCAUAUUAUGAGACAAAAACAGCCAUCGACAGUUGAUAUUCAUUUCAUCCAUCGCCAUCAGAGGUAUUUUGAGUUAUGCAAGUUUCAUCUUUAUGUUUUAAACCAUGUCUGCUUCAUGUCAACUGAGAUGUUUUGAGUAAUGCAAGGUUAAACAUUAUGUUUUCAACUAUGUCAGCGGGGGCAUUUUUGGCUCAUACCAACUUUGUAUUGUAGUUCCACAUUGUAUAGACCUACAUAAAAAAAUAUCUGUGAUUUAUUAAAAAAAGAACUAAAAAAUUUAAACUGUACAAAGUUUUUUGUAAGAAAACCUGAACAAUAUUUAUAGUGUUAUAUGUUUUUAUAGUAUGUUUAAUGAAAUCACAUUUCUAUGUGUUUAAAAAAAAGUUAUUUGAAAAUAAAUUACUUCAUAUGAAUGUCAGCUCUGAGCAAAGCCUCUGUUUAACUGGUUAUCCAAAGCUGAUGUAAAUCCUGAUCAGACUGUGUCUAUAAGAACUGGGUAGGCAUAAAUAGAAACUGCAUUUUGGCUGGAUAUUAUUUCCUGUGAGCAUGUCUGUUUUGAGCUUGUGUUCGUGUUUACAUAUUGUACAUACAAUAAAUGGACUCGUGAAGAAAAAAAUAAAAAUGCUCUGAUCAAUUAUCAAA